UAUGUUUCUGGUGCGUUCGCGGCCCCUGCGGUAGUGCUCGGACUUCCGAGCGACGGUGAACACACCGUGAGGGGAUUGCGGGAGGACAAGGACACAGAGCGACAAUGACUUCUGUCUUUAUCCAGGUAGCCGCUGUGCCGCAGUAGUCCCAUACACGCGUUGCUGUUGGUCGUCCUCUGUGUUCAGGUGGUUGUUGGCUGCUGAGUGGGAAUGUGUUGACCCCUGUGGUAAAUGGCUGCUAGCAGAGGAGGCCUGGCCUUCUGGGUGGGGUGUGUCCGCGGCCACGGCAGGAGGCAGCCCCCCCACAAACAGAGCUGGAGGCUCACUCAGUUGGGCGACUGGAAAUGUAUGGGUCGGCCCCGGCCCCUGAGCAGUGCUGCGUGGGCUCUGGCGCCCCCUAAUGGCCUGAGGUAUCAGAGCAUGAAGCAGCCCCUGCUGUCCCACCCUCUGCACCAUGCUGUCCAUCCUCAGAGACCCGGCUGCUGCGAGGAGGAGUGGGAGGAGUCCCGCAGUGUUUGUGUUCUGGUCCGGAGCGACGCUAGCGGGCUGCAUGCCCUGCUGGAGCUGCCCGACUUCACACGCUUAAAACCAGGAGAGCUGCACGCCCUGAGGCCCGCAGCAUCCUCGGAGUUGUCCUUCCUCCUGACCACUGUGGAUGGCAGCCGAGUGGACGACAUCAGCGUCCAGAGUCUCCAGAAGUCCAUCUCUGAUGUCAAAGACAGACCACAGGACUGUUUCAGGAGUCUGUUUGAGGCAGAGGCCUGUCCCGCGCCGUUCAUGUACGGAUCUCACUUUUACUGUUUUCAUUGCCCGGGAACACAAAGACUGCUGCCACCCGUGUCUCUGUUCGGUGAAGGAGAAGAACUGCUGCCAGCUGUGUCUCUGUGCAGCCAAAUAGAAGGAGCGAGGGAGCAGCCUCAUGCAGGAGGAGGUGAAGACGAGGAGAAACUGGCUACGAUGUAUGAAAGACUGAGGAUAGAGCUUCCCAGGUUCUUCCUGAUCAACCACGACUACACCAUGUACUCCAACGACGUGGAGUUCAUCAACGGCCUCGUCAACAUGAAGACCAGAGGUCGUGUGGCGUACCAGCUGACCCUGGCCGUGUGGCGCCUCAUGUGUCUGUGUUACUACGCCGAGGCUCGGCUGGAGGUGCUGAAGCUCACCAAACACCCCGAGGACGGAAGCAUCAAGGCGCGCUGGAGGAUCAAGGGCAUUCCGUUUCACAGUGUGCUGCUGCGCUUCUACCGCAGAGACAAGUCCCACCUGUACAGGUCGUAUGAUGCGUUCUCCACCUUUUACCUGGGACAGGACGGACUCAUUCACUGUCACAAGGUUGAGAAGGUGAUGCCGGCUCAGCCGCCUCUCCUCCCCGGAGGAGCCUCCCUCCUGGCGGGGGCGCUGGUGGCUCUCGGGGUGCAGGAGCACCGACCGGCCCUCCACCUGCUGCCCCCCCUGCUGUCCUUCCUACGACAGAGGAACUAACGCUGGGAUAGGUUCCUGUGGCCCCCCCCCCCCCGUCAUCAGCUUCUGCAUGUGCCCAGAUGAAGCUUUGCUCCUGCAGGAUGUCGCUCCGCUUCCCCUGAACUGAACCGAAGUCCACGUUUGCUCCUCCUGUGUUCAUGUGUUCAGAUGUUCGCAGUAACUUCAUUACUGAAUCGGCUUACAUGGUUGUCUUUGUCACGUAUUAAACUGUGGAUUUAAACUUCAGCCAUCUAACAGUCCAGAAAUAAAUCCAGAAGAUCCA
Cololabis saira (Pacific saury) is the source of this 1744-nucleotide messenger RNA. It is a transcript of the gene c15h6orf136, whose product is annotated as chromosome 15 C6orf136 homolog. Lineage: Eukaryota; Metazoa; Chordata; Actinopteri; Beloniformes; Belonidae. The transcript is spliced from 7 exons. Bases 232 to 1482 code for a protein of 416 amino acids. The record is from RefSeq and is a predicted model, not a curated record.